AUGGUCAAGGACAAAUCUACCGUCAUUGAAGAAUUCAAUGACAUCGUCAACAUGACGCCCAACGAGCUCCGCGACUGGCUGAAGGAGGAGCAAUCGCAGUCUUCGGGAUGGAGCAACGAGUCUGGCGAGACGAUCGGUCAUGAGAGCGGUCGCAAGAUCGUCGAUAUCCUUGAGCAUAACCCAGACAAGGACCCGUCGGAGUAUACAGACGGGGACGUCGAUCAUAUGCGACGAGUGGUGUCAUAUUGUAAGCGACAUCUCGCGCAGGAAGAGAAGGCGAAGCAGAACACGGACAGUCGGAGCUAUCGAUCGCUGAAAAACUGGGGCCACGAUGCGUUGAAGGCUUAA
Aspergillus campestris IBT 28561 is the source of this 348-nucleotide messenger RNA. RefSeq names its product DUF3140 domain-containing protein. Bases 1 to 348 code for a protein of 115 amino acids. The record is from RefSeq and is a predicted model, not a curated record. The transcript is spliced from 3 exons. Lineage: Eukaryota; Fungi; Ascomycota; Eurotiomycetes; Eurotiales; Aspergillaceae.